Leucoraja erinaceus (little skate) is the source of this 3705-nucleotide messenger RNA. RefSeq lists its product as uncharacterized. Lineage: Eukaryota; Metazoa; Chordata; Chondrichthyes; Rajiformes; Rajidae. The transcript is spliced from 25 exons. The record is from RefSeq and is a predicted model, not a curated record. The coding region runs from base 152 to 2521 and encodes 789 amino acids.
UUAAGCUGUAAAUUUGCUGGGAAUUAAAACUACAUUUUAAUCUUGUCCAUGCAGGCUAUCCCUGGCAGAGAAGUUAUCAAACCGACUUGUCGAGGUGAUCAACAUCAGAGACAAGGAACCUGCCAAGUGCAACAUCAUACUAUUGCUUCUAAUGGCCUUUUUGGAAUUCUGCCUCCCUCUGCAGUUAAUUAUCAAAACACUGGAAUGCAUCAACCUUACCUCAAUAGGAAAGAUCCCAAUAUGUGAUCUUUUCCUAUUGAGCCCUGUGGAACUGGUUAAUGUUUGCUGCCUCUUACUGAGUCUGAUGACAGUGGAUAAAGAUACUAUACAGGGUGGACACUAUGAAUAUAAUGAGCUGUACUGCUGCCUAUACUUCCUAUUGCAGGAGAUUAUCCAGAGGGGAUGCCCACAGGACAUUUUCAUGGGAUUAUUGACAACAUGGAAUUUCCGCUAUAAAUGGUUCUAUGAUUUCCUGGCCACAGAGAUUGUGCUGCUGUUUGCAUUAGUGCCUGUCUUCUAUGACCAGGUUGGCAAAAAUACAAGAGUGAACAACAUUCUAACUCUAGCCACUGGAGACAUUGACUUUGCCACUGAUAUUGCAGAAAUGAUCCAAGGCAGAAACUGUCAAAAGGAAGAUAAAGAAAGUUUACGUGCGGCGGCUUCAGAACUUGUUAUCCAGAGGGUCUACCAAUGCAAGAGAAGAAUCAAUAGAAACUACAAAAGUAAACAGCAGUUUUCUUUUCCACUAAAGACAAACAAAUUAUUGCCAUGUAAAUCCAUCUCAGAAUUAAUUCUGGCCAGUGAUCGUUUGCAUCAAGGCAUUCGAAGAUCACCAAGGAAAAGAUUAUCAUUAACGCAUUCAGCUAAAUCUAAGGAGCCUUGUCGAAUGCCAGCUCUAGGAGAUUAUCUUCUUACUGCGUCACAGAUUAUGGGACAAAUUGUUCGACUUCCAAAUCCCCUGGUUGCAGAGAUCCAAGCAGAUGUUUUUUUAGCUGACAAUAAUUCUUUUUUAACCGACGGAGAAUUGAACACGUGCAGAUAUUAUGCUUACGUGGACCUACAUCAGCUGGAAUGGGAUGAAGUCCUUGGUUACUGGAAACUACCCACAUCCCUGGCAAAAGGAUGUACUGCAUGGAUGACUGGGGAAGAGAAAACUUUGAUUGCCAUGGGUGAAGGUAUAGAAGAAGCACUUGUUAAACUCCAGGUUCAAAAGAAGCCCGGAAGGCAGUCGAUGAUUGCCAAACGUAGAAUAAAGGUGGCUAAGGUGGAAAAGGGACAUACAGAAUCGAAAGCAGAGUGUAUAAAUGUUGAGCAUGAAGAUGAGAUAACCAAGUCAGAAAUAAGUCUCGUACAAUUACAGUCUGAGGAGAAACAAAAAAUUCUGCUUGACAUAACAUCAUUAUUAACGAUCGGCCAACAGAAAGUUUCUCCAGAAUCAAAUAAUGAUUGCAACCCUGAGGUUAUCCCUUCUGAAACUGCUGCCUCAAUGGAAUAUGCUAUAUUAUCUGAAAUGCAGGAUGAACAGAUAAGUCCAGAAAAGCAGCCAGAAAAUUUACCGCCUUGCCAGACAAGUUGUUUUGAAGCUUUGGAAAGUGAAAUCCCGGAGAUAUCAGGGAAGACAAGAGCACUGUUAAAAUAUGCCAAUAGAUCCAGUAAGAAGCUUCCACAGCCAGACAAAUCAAGGAGGGAGAUUGAAGUCACUAUUCCCAUCAUAUCACUUGAUCAUUGCCUCUCGGAAUUGCAUAAUACUGAUUUAAUGUGCUCUCUGCCCAGCAAGUCAGAUCCCAUCUGUGCUUCCCGCAAACACCCACACCACAGAAAAGGCAAAAAGAUAUUUUCUCCAAUACAACCACAAAGCAAUGAAAACCAGUCUUCUCGGUCAUCCGUGCAGCUCGAGUCGACAUCAUGUAAGCGGACUCAACAAGGCAAACAUGAAAGUAAACCGAAAAGGGAGAGAAAAAUGAAAAGGAAGCCACAGAUCAUUACUAGAAUCAUGUCUGCUGCAGAAUCAGGAACGGGACAAACAGAGUUGGAAGCCCAGCUUACAAAUUACUUUGCUGAACAAACAGAUAAACUAACUAAGACAACAACAUGGAAGCCAAUCCGCAUUCAUGGAAAAGGCAUAAUGUCAACAUCACCUGGCCUGGAUGUGAUUGGGUUUAAGAAAUCAAGUCCCUUUCAGCUACAGAGUGAAGAGAAAGACAAGUUCCUGUUUGAUGCUGAAUCACUGCUAAAGAUCAAGAAUCACAGACCUUCCUCAGCAAGGCUUAGUGAUUGUAAGUUUGAGGUUAUGUCCGCUACAAUUGCUGACUCUGUGGAAAUUUCCGGAAAGCUGGAAAAAUGUCAAGAAAGAUACAUUAAAAAUGAUACAGCUGAAAAUUGGUACAAAGAAUACAGUGAUUCACCCCCUCAGGAUGAAUGCAUGCGGCCAGACAGUGCAACGUCCUAUCAAGAGAAGUGCAUGGAAGCUUGGAAAUGUUUCUCCCGAGAGAAACGUUUGAGUGUAGAGGAUCUGUGGUAAAAAGUGCUAACGCCUCCCAUAAGAAGUCUCCGAAGGCAUACACAAUGUUGGCUGGUAAACCAAGCCCCACCAGAGCAACCGAUAACUGUUCCAAAACAUCGUGUAGUGUUUAUUCACUGUGCUCGCCACAUGGGUCUGAUCAAACACCUGUCCCUCCAAAUGGGCAAGAACGUAAGAAGAGCAGAAGGAUUUCUAAUGCACACAGCUACCAAUCCAAGAAUGUGCUCAGAAGACAAGAAAAGAAUCUUUGUGAGCAGCAGAGAAUUACUCUGAUUUACUUCACACCAGACAAUUCCAGCUAAAUGUGAGAAAACUGAUGCCUUUUCGGUGCAUAAGAUGCAAUCAAAGUAAUUAGUUUUGUACCAGUAUAAUUUUCUGUCAUUAUUAAAUACAUGUGUUUACAUUUUUAAUGCUUUUUAUUCAGCAAAUGGUGUGUUUACCACUACAUCCUCUACCAUUCUCACGAGCACUCACAAUGACAUAGAUAGAAACUUACCUUGGGGAGAUAGCAUUGUUUUAGAAAUCCGCCUGAUUUUGAGACUUAUGAUAAAUCCGGGGCACAAUUGGCAGUGUUUCAAAACAUUUUUGUGUUUUGGAUUAUUUACACACCCUGGAUAUCCUCAGGUGUUAUCAAAGCAGAAUGAAAGCUUCAAGAAUAAGGGGAAACAUUGCAUUUGUGUCACAUUGUUCAAUGUAUUGCAAGUUACAAAACGGCAUCAGGGUUAGAAUGGGACUUAAUUGUAGUUGCUCAGUCCAAAUCUAUGCUGGCAUUCCUGUUACUGGCCCAGUCUACUCUGGCGGCACUUUCCAAGCCCAUGACAUCUGCUAUCAAAAAGAGCUAGGCAGCAGGAGCACGGGAACUUCACCACUUGGCAGUUCCCUUCCAACUCGCACAUCACCCUGACCUGACUAUAUACCAACGCUCCUUUACCAUCAUUAGAUCUGAAUCCUGGAAAGCCCGACCCCAACAUUCUUGUGGCAGUACUUUCACCAACAAGGACUGUAGAAGUUCAAAAAAGGUGGCUCACCAUCACCACCACAUCAACAGUAUUAGGGACUAAACAAUUAAUACUAGACUUCCCAGUGUUUGCCCAGAUUCUGAAAAAGUUUUAAAAAGUUGCCGAAAAUGUAGUAUCCUCAUCUCUUCAACUUCAGCCUCCAAUUUUAUGUGACAUGUCCUUUUG